GGGUUGCAAAAGUAUCUCACCAUCCUGACUCACGAAGCAUAAUGUCUCGCCGACGAUCACCUCGAGAGCCGUCAACCGUCUUCCAUAUGAAGACUCGAAGUCGUGCCCGGAAAGGGAGGCCGGGAUCAAGCGAUCCUUCUGGGGACAUCUCAUCCACAAGCUCCUUGUCCUCACCACCAUCAUCACCAACACCGCCAACGCCGCCAAGAAACCAAAAGCGGAAAUUGUCUGAGACUGACUCAGACGGACCCGAAAAUCUCCCCAUUGCCAAACGGCUCUCACCCGACUCCAGAAGUGAUAAUGCGAAGCAGACGACCGAUACCGUUGAGGUUGAGACGACCACGCUAGCUGGCUCGGAAGGUAUCGUUGCAAACCCGAUCCCUUGCAACAAUGAUGUCACCACGAGAAAACGUCCAGCAUCAAACAGCGAAGAUUCAGAAACUCGGUCUCCCAGGAGGUCCGCAAAGGGUGCUACUCGUGCCCGUAGAGGUGGCCAAGGGAAUGGGGCCAACAGUCGGAAAGGAAAGCUAAAGGGAAAGAGAGGAAGGGGUGGCGAUAGUCCCGAGCCACCGAAUCGGAAGCGCCCGUUGACCCAGGAUGAACGGGUUGAAAUAUCGAUGCUCAAAGCACGACAACACGAAUUGAAAAGAUUCUUCUCUAUUGUUGGAGCUCAACAAGUGGACAUCCUCGAACAGCUGGCUUCUCGAGACCUUUCCAAACUGGCGCGAAAACCAAAAGCACAUCAAAAAGUGCCUGAAUACGACACCAUCGUCGAGAGCCUUGAUACAACCAUGCAAGACAUACAGGAUAUGAUCAGAACACGGCAUAGAGUGCAGCUUGAGCAUGAAAUGCAGCGAAUGGAACAGGAGAAGGAAGUCAUCGAGCAACAAUUCAAGACGCACGCUUUAGAAGCACGCAAUGAACAUCUCACAGGUGCUGAAGGAGAUAUCAUUCUCUUCGAACGCGCUUAUCGUGAAGCUCACGACGAGACCCAUACCGAGACCGGUUCUGAUCUUGAUGGCUAUCCCCAAUACCACGAACUCCCGGAGCCUGACACUCAACCUCGGGGCUACGUUUCUCGAAAGAUCAUGGACGAGAAACCUUUCAAGCUGCAACUUUCAACGUAUGACGAACAGGCCCGACAAGAAGUUCUCAACGAAGAUUUCAUUGCUCCUUUGCUUAGGGAGAUGGAGCAACGAGAUAGGGAAUACCACGAGGAACAAGAGCGGAGGAAAUCGCACAACCUCAGUGCUCUUACCAGCGAAGCCGUCAGAGAGCUCGAGACCAUCAGAGAAAACGAGAGACCUCCACAGGUUGACGGUAUGAAUGAUACUGCCGGCUCAUACGCCUUGUCCACGCUUGCCGACGUAUCGGACUGGAUGUCACAAUCACGUCCACAACACCGACUCAGCUAUACGACUUCAGCCCCUGUCUCAGCACCCAGCGACCAGUUCCCAAGACGAUAUUCACCUCGCUUCGGUCCAUUACAAGCUUUCAGUGGCCCAGUAACGAGAGAAGUAACGAGACAUCCUUCGUUCCAGCAUGUUCUGAGCGUAGACACCACAAGUGCUCCACCUGUUCAGACCCCAUCAUCAGCAACGGAGACAACUGACAGAAAUUCAUCCCAUGUUGUCUCCAGUGGACCUGGCCAACCCCUCGCGCCGGCACCACCUAAGUCUGGUCCACGUUUCCAAGUGUUCCGUCACAGUAACGGACGUCCCGGGUUUGCAAGCCCUUCACCAUUGGCGGGAGGUGGGCCUCAACAAUUCAUCUUCCAACCUCCACAACAACCUUUGCAAUAUCAACCAGCUCCUGGAAGAACGCCGCCUCCACAGUAUGGUCCUGGUGGAACAGGUUCUCGUGUCGAUCGAGGAGGAAAAUCUUCAAUGACAUUCGUGAAUCAAACGAUUGCUAGUCGGGAUGCAGCAGCUGGGAAUCCCAAUCCAAAGGGUGGACAGAGGAUCUUGCUACCCAAGAUGUGAAAAUGGGGUCCAAAUCAGCAGCAGGAAUGAGAUCGCAUGUAUAUAUGAGCAUAGAGCAAGGCAAGCAAUGU
Molecule: messenger RNA, 2053 nt
Organism: Exophiala xenobiotica
Lineage: Eukaryota; Fungi; Ascomycota; Eurotiomycetes; Chaetothyriales; Herpotrichiellaceae
Exons: 3
Coding region: 42-1982 (646 amino acids)
Source: RefSeq, a predicted model, not a curated record